AUGGAGAAAAUGAACCAUCACUCUCAGCACAUAGAAGGAGUCCAAUCAGAGGAUUUUCACCCGGGAAUCACAGAGUCAGGCAAGCCAGAGGCCUUUUAUAUCGAGGACAGAAUGGCGCACUUGACCGAGGAACAUCGCCAAUUUCUACUUGCUCGUCAUGGCACUUUGGAUCUCGAUCCAAUCCCGGACAUGAGCGAUGCAGACCCAUACAAUUGGCCAACGUGGAGGAAAACCAUCAACUUGAUGCUGGUCGUCUUUCACGCCAUGAUCGGCCUCUUUAGCGCAGCAUCGAUCCAAUCCGCCUUUGUGGAAAUAUCGGCCGAUCUAGGUGUCAGUAUGCAACGAACAAGUUACCUCGUUUCUCUUUUUAUCGCUGUCCUCGGCGGUGCUCCCUUGUUCUGGCGCCCUCUAAGCAAUCGUUUUGGUCGUCGGCCCAUCUUCCUCAUCUCCUUGCUCUUUGCAAUGGUCGGGAAUAUCGGUUGUGCCAAUAGUUCGUCCUAUGCGACUAUGGGAUUGUGUAGGGCAAUUACCGCGUUUUUUAUCUGCCCGGCUGCUGCAAUUGGAAGCGCAGUUGUUGCAGAAACGUUUUUCAAGAAGGACCGAGCUCGGUGCAUGGGAUAUUGGACCUUGAUGGUCACCAUCGGCGUCCCGAUCGCCCCCUUUUUGUUCGGCUUCAUGGUCAUGCGCGUCGGAUAUCGUUGGAUUUACUGGGUACUGGCAAUUACCAACGGCGUCCAGUUCAUCCUCUACUUUUUCUUCGGCUCCGAAUCUCUCUAUCUCCGCGGUGAGAAUGUCUCUCCUCCCGUGACAAAUCCCAAGCCAUCCAUCUUACACUUCCGACGAAUCGACCCAUCACCCCUCCGACUCUGGGACUUUGUCCAGCCUUUGACAUAUUUUGCCAAACCCUGCGUUCUCGUUCCCGCCUGUGCAUAUGCCAUGAUAUUCCUAUGGGGGAGCAUCACCCUCACCAUCGAGAUCCCGCAGGUUUUCCCCGAGCAAUUCAAAUUCAACAGCCAGCAAGUUGGCAUGCAGUUCCUCGGCGUUAUCAUUGGGUCAGUCAUUGGCGAGCAGAUCGGUGGUCUGAUGAGCGAUCGCUGGAUGGCCCUGCGUCAGAAAAAGAUAGGAACUUAUCCUGCAGCUGAGUAUCGCUUGUGGCUCAGCUAUCUCGGACACAUUUUAACCAUCGUGGGCGUGGUGGUCUUUGCUGUGCAACUUGGCAAAGCUGGUGACCAGUGGAAUAUUACUCCCAUUAUUGGUGCAGCCAUUGCGGCAAGUGGGAACCAAAUUGUCACCACCGUCAAUAUCACCUAUGCGGUUGACUGCUACCGCGCGGAUGCGGCGAGCGUGGGAGUCUUUAUCACUUUUGUCCGUCAGAUGUGGGGAUUUAUUGGGCCAUUCUGGUUCCCCGAAAUGUUCGAGAAAGUCGGCUGGGCGGGUGGUGCCGGAAUUGCCGCUGCAAUGAUGGUGGUUGUGAGUGUUGUUCCAACCAUCAUCUUGCAAUUCAGCGGUUCAAAGUGGCAUUGA
This is a messenger RNA of Penicillium oxalicum, 1524 nucleotides long. RefSeq lists its product as uncharacterized. The record is from RefSeq and is a predicted model, not a curated record. Gene Ontology annotation, biological process: transmembrane transport. Bases 1 to 1524 code for a protein of 507 amino acids. Gene Ontology annotation, molecular function: transmembrane transporter activity. The transcript is spliced from 4 exons. NCBI's taxonomy places the organism in Eukaryota, Fungi, Ascomycota, Eurotiomycetes, Eurotiales, Aspergillaceae.